AUGCAAAUACGCGACGGUUCCGGGCCUGUUCAGGAUAAUAACGAACACCAAGGCGAAUUGGCGUCACCCGCCCUUCUCGUCAAUCCUCCGGACACUUUGCCUGUUGCAAGGGAUCCUUCGAAUUCUCAAACCGCCCAGAACACAAUCGCAGAUCAUUCUGAACGUGAUCAUGCUCCGGACUCCUCACUAUCAAGAGAUCUCCAGGACUCUUCAAAUCACGAGGGUGCGAUCUCGGAUACUGACAAAUCGUCGGAAGAUACCACUCGACAAGAUGAGCUCAUUCCGAAUUCUCAGAGACAGAUUGACUCCGAAAAUAACUUCAAAUUUAGCGAAGAUGGUUCGUCCUACAAGUCGGAAAAUUCUUUCGAUAAAACAAAAACCCUCCAACUAAAGGAUUUCGACAUUUUUGCCGCUGAAAAUUCGAGCGGAGAUGAGAAAACCGAAAGCGCUCCAAGAGAUAUCAAGGCACAAAAUCUCAGUCAGCUCAUGAGCACCGACAUUUUUUCAGAGAUGAACGGAGAUGAGAAAAAUGAGUGCGAUUCGAAGAGUCCUUCUUCUAGUUUUGGCGAUCUUCCAUCAAGCUAUCUGAAAGAUUCUCCUAUAUCACAAAACGAUUCCAAAGAAAAACAGUGGUGUAAUGAAAGCAUUAAUAGUUUUGAAAAUCCAAGGGACGGUUUCAAGAAGUACAUUGCUACAGCUAUCCUUAAUCAUAGAAAUAGAUUGAGGAACAAAAGUACCGAUGUUGUUGACGAGGAUAUUGCAAAUUACGUACCAGGGUUUUAUCGCCUGUUAGAACUACAUAAAGAGGACGGGUCAAACGGAUUGGGUACUUUAUUCUAG
Molecule: messenger RNA, 840 nt
Organism: Acaulospora colombiana
Lineage: Eukaryota; Fungi; Glomeromycota; Glomeromycetes; Diversisporales; Acaulosporaceae
Source: the annotation of a GenBank genome assembly